UCCAUGCUGGGACCAAACCACACUGCAGUGUCUGAGUUCAUCCUCAUUGGCUUCUCCACAUUCCCCCAUCUUCAGCUGAUGUUCUUUGUGCUCUUUCUGCUGAUGUACUUGUUUACACUGCUGGGCAACCUUCUCAUCAUGUUGACAAUCUGGAGUGAGCGGAACCUCCACACUCCCAUGUACUUCUUCCUAUGUGCACUCUCUAUCUCAGAAAUCUUCUACACUUUUGCCAUUAUCCCUCGCAUGCUCACUGACCUGGUCUCCAAUCGUCACACCAUCUCCUUCCUGGGCUGUGCCAACCAGAUGUUUUUCUCCUUCAUGUUUGGUUUCACCCACUCUUUCUUGCUUACGGUCAUGGGCUAUGACCGCUAUGUGGCCAUCUGCCACCCUUUGCGCUACAAUGUGCUCAUGAGUCCACAGGGUUGUACCUGGCUGGUAGCUUGCUCGUGGUUUGGUGGCAUGGUAAUGGGGCUGGUGGUUACACUUGCCAUUUUCCACUUGCACUUUUGUGGGCCCAACGAAAUCCACCAUUUUGCCUGCCACGUACCCCCAUUGGUGAAGCUUGCCUGUGGGGAUAUUUGGUCUGUGGCCCUGGGAGUGGGAAUGGUCUGUAUCACAGCCCUAUUGGGCUGCUUCCUCCUCAUCCUUAUUUCCUACGCCUUCAUUGUGUCCACUAUCUUGAGGAUCCCUUCAGCUGAGGGCCGACACAAAGCCUUUUCUACCUGUGCUUCCCACCUCACUGUGGUUGUUGUGCACUAUGGCUUUGCUUCUGUUAUCUACCUAAAGCCCAAGGCCCCAGAAUCACUUGAAGGAGAUACUUUGAUGGGCAACUAUACUAUCCUUACUCCCUUCUUGAGCCCUAUCAUCUUUAGUCUGAGGAACAAGGAACUGAAGAAUGCCCUACAUAAAGUCUUUCUCAACAAUUUAUUUCCACAAAAACUGUAG
Molecule: messenger RNA, 945 nt
Organism: Phascolarctos cinereus (koala)
Lineage: Eukaryota; Metazoa; Chordata; Mammalia; Diprotodontia; Phascolarctidae
Product: olfactory receptor 10H1-like
Biological process (GO): G protein-coupled receptor signaling pathway
Cellular component (GO): membrane
Molecular function (GO): olfactory receptor activity; G protein-coupled receptor activity
Source: RefSeq, a predicted model, not a curated record